AUGCCUCCAAAAGCCAAAAAGGGGAAAAAAGAGAAAACUCCCAAAGGACCACCGGAAAAAGUUUAUGAAUUCAUUACCCUCGAUGAAGUGAAGGCCAGGGAGCAAAAAUAUUCUAAUCGCCUAAAUGAUUUGAGGAUAUGUUUGAAUUUCAUUGAUGAGGCCCUCGUACAGGUGGAAAAAUUAAAUGAACUACAAUUGAUUGCCGAUAAAUGGCAAAAUUUUGUGACCUGCAAUCCAUUGCCGAAACCCUAUUUACCACCAGAUUUGCGAAUAUUUUUCACCAAAUUAAAAUUUUUCGAAGAAAAAAAUCUAGAGGCCAAUAUCGAUUGGCCUUUGGCGGUGGAUGAUCGCAGUAUUUUGGCUCAAAAUAUAUUUCGUAAAAAUCUGACACGUUCGCAUUUGAGUAAUCAAAUAAAACCGGAAUUUGGUCGGGAAUAUAAUUAUUAUAUUAAUGAUUGCCUGGCGGUUAUCCAACGCAUUGAAUAUUUUCUCGAUAAUGAUGUAGAAGUGGCCAAAUGUCCUCUGGCAAAUUUAGAAGAUAUCAAGGAAUUGAAGUUCCGUGUGCAAGAUGAAAUUUUAGAAUUUUUUAAUCGUUAUGCAUAUCGUAUUUUGUGUUCCGAGGAGGCCUACAUGAUUGAACCACGCUUAGUGGCAAAUUUCCACGAAAUCCAACUACAUCUGCAUAUCCCCUCCACCAUGUUAUAUGAAAAUCUGACAAUACGAGCCCUGCACAUGAAUUUCGAUCAUUUGAGUGAAAAAGCCAAAAGCUAUUCCCAAAUCAUCUCCAUCCCUGUGGAUAAUUUAAAUGCCGGUAUUCAGAAUCUGUAUGAAUGUCUCAUCAAUGAAUGGUUAAUGCAAUUGGAUUUACAAACCCGAAUACGGCAAGAACUUCUACAAAAACGUUUGGAUUAUGAAGAACAAAUGCGGCAAUAUGAAGAAGAACAGGCCAAGAAGAAAGGUAAAAAACAAAAAGCGGAAGGGGAUGGUAAAAAAUCGAAGAAAUCAAAAAUAACAAAACCCACCAAAGAACCUCCGAUUAUUGGGCCGGAUAUGGUGCCCGACAUUUAUCCCGAUUUCUUGGAGGAGGAACAAAAGCAAUACGAAUCAUUUAUCAAUAUGAUUUAUAAUCCGGAGACUCUUGAUUUGGAUAGUGAUGAGAUAAAUCUGAAAAAGUUCUUCAUAUUGGGCGGUGUCUAUCAAUUGUACUAUGUCCAUAAACCCCAACAUGUGGAUUUGGAUUUUGAUCGCUUCAAUAUGACCUGGCAUUAUAAUGAUGGCAAAUUGAAAAUUGAUCAGGAGCUAUUUAUACCACCCACAUCCCGAUUUAUGGGAAGGCGUACCACACGCCUAAUGAGCCACUUGAGUCUGAGUCGCAUGUCCAAAUUAGAUAGAAAUGUCAAUGAAUCAAAGUCAUCCACUGAUCCCGAAUCUCCUUGGUUUGUUUUGACCUUCAAAUUACCCGAAUAUCUGUGUCACUGGGGUGAACCGCUAGCUUGUCAUUAUGAAACGACAGAAAAAGUUGUCGAGGAAAAGGAAGAAAUCAUUCCCACUACCAUGCCAACAUCACCGAAGAAAUCCAAAGGUCUCAGACGACUACCUUCCAAAGUUUCAUUGUCUGGGAUCCCAACCCAUCCAGUGGUGGAACAUUUUCCCCUCAAUCGUCCCUAUGCCAGCGAGGCAGGGAAUUCCAUGUUCAAACUACGCCGCCUCAGUGCCUCACAACGUUUCUCACAGGGUAACUUUUUUCAAUCCUCCUUGUCUUUACGCAUUAGCCAGGCCGAUAUACCGCGCAAGGCCCGCAGCUCCGAUGGUACCUUAAAUGUUGAUGAUUUCUAUUUAUUCCGGAAUUUGAAUAAAUCACAAGCUCGAAAUUUGGAAAGGCAUUGUGUGCCGCGUAUUAUUUCCUCUUUGAAAUUUCCCAAAGAAUUACAUGAAGAAGAGCUCGAAGCCUUUCGCAAGAAACCCAAAAGCAAAGGUGGAACUUUACUUCGGAAACAUCAUGGAACGCAUGACGAGGAUAUGGUUCAGAAACAAAACCUUAAAAAAGUGUUCUCCUACAAUGAUAUGCAAAAUAAUCCGGAACGUUUGCAUGCCGUUUAUCCCAAAGAAGAAUUGGUACGAAUUGCCAGAUACCUUCCGGAAAACGACAGUGAAGAGACUGAAGAUCACAAAUCUCCCAAAACUUUUCUUGAAUUGCUGAGACUAUUCAAUACCAUCAAAUCGAAAUAUAAAAGCCGACCCCGCCUUAUUUUGGAUUUGAAGUCCAUCAAAUCCAAAACCAAAUGGCAAAAUAAACGCUUGAAACAAUUUUUCAAAAAAUAUGACCGUCCUACACUGCAGACUUCAAUAAGUAUGGAAAGGAAUAUUGGAAGGACGCCUAAACGUGUUGCAACUCCCAAAACUAAAGGUGACAUUUUAAAACCUGAUAUUGAACGCGAUUUACGCCGUGAAACAAGUAAAGUCCAAAUUGUAGAACCUUCCCAAAUCACAGAUCCCCAAGAGAUUUCAGUUUUCGAUGUUAGUUCCGAAUCUCAGUUGAAGGUGGACAAAUUUGGCAAAAAAGAACCAAAGAAAAUCCAAUAUUCUCAUUGGACCACAAAAUAUAUUCUGCAAUCGGAUUAUGAUAAAGAGCAAAGAACGAUGACCAUACAAACUGAUCGGUUGG
Messenger RNA from Musca vetustissima, 2665 nucleotides. RefSeq lists its product as uncharacterized. The record is from RefSeq and is a predicted model, not a curated record. Gene Ontology annotation, molecular function: beta-tubulin binding; microtubule binding. The transcript is spliced from 4 exons. NCBI's taxonomy places the organism in Eukaryota, Metazoa, Arthropoda, Insecta, Diptera, Muscidae. The annotation marks the transcript as partial.